Messenger RNA from Adineta steineri, 2361 nucleotides. Lineage: Eukaryota; Metazoa; Rotifera; Eurotatoria; Adinetida; Adinetidae. The record is from the annotation of a GenBank genome assembly.
AUGAUAUCUCUAUCGAUUUUUUUAUUGGCAUGGGUGCUAAUAGUACAAGGUGAUAAGAUAUCAGAUAAUUCUAUUAAGUCAAUAAUUAAUCCAGAUAUUGAAAUAAAAAAUUGUACAUUUGGAGAAAUAUGUACCGGUGCCCUUAAUUCAAGUUCUGUACAUUAUUAUUCUGUUGAAUAUUCAUUUGAUCCAUCUAUGGCUAUUCGUGUAAUAACGAAUAUGACAUAUAAAACUGAACAAGAAUCUCCACUUUUAAUUGUCGUUCGACAAAUUCGUGGUGUUAUUUCAUGGACGUUACCAUAUACAUUUACUAAUGGAAUGAUUUAUUCAAGUGCUUCACGUAUUCUUUGUUUACAAAAUGAAAUAAAUCGUACACGUGCACAUAUAAGUCGAGUAUUUAUUGAAAUAUCAACAUCAAAUAAUGAUUUAAUUAAUUAUUCAGUUCAACUUGAAAAUAUAACUCAAUUUAUACUUCAAACUGGUAUAAGUCAACAAUUUUUUGUUUCACCAGCUAUGCCUGUUUAUUAUAAAUUUACAUUUCCACCUGAUAUUGAAAAUGUUUUUAUUGAUGUUCGAUCACCAGAUCAAUUAUGUACCGUUGUAUCAGUACAAUCAUUUGAUUGUCCAGUUUAUGAUGUUAGUGAAAUUGGUACACGACAAGGACAUUAUCAAACAAUGGCAUCGAUUGCCUCAUUUAAUGUUUAUGCCAGUGAAUUUCCAAAACGCAAUACAUUUCUUCUAGUUUUUCUUGUUAAACCAACUGAUGCUGAUUGUUUAAAUGAUCAGGAACAAACAAUGAUUCGACCAUCUGGUAUUGUUGAUGUUCAACGAAGAAAAAAUGCAACUGUUACAUUACAACCACCAGCAAAUUAUAAUUUUCUUUACAUCGCAAUAUUUUCAACAAUUGGAUUGUUUCUUUUUAUUUAUUUUAUGGCCUUUGGUAUUAUGUGUAAACAUCCAGAUAUUUAUGAUCAUUUAGCUCCAGAACAAUUACCAUUCUUGGAAGCAAAAGCCGAACGCGAAAUCGCGGAACGAAGGGAUAAUGAAUUUCGUUAUCAAACAGCUGAAGGUGAAGAAAAUGUAGAAUCAGCAGCAACUGGAAAUGAAUUAGAAAAUUCAGCUGAUGUUGAAGUUAUUGAAACAUCGAAUGCUGGUUUUGUUACUGUUAGUGAUCUAUGUGUUAAAGAUUAUGAUUAUUUAAAACAAAAAUUUCGUAUUUAUCCUCAAACAAUGUUAACAAUAGCUAUAUUUUAUACUUUACCUGUUAUUCAACUUGUUCUACAAUUUCAACUUAAUAUUGAUGCAUCUGGAAAUGAAGAUAUAUGUUAUUUUAAUUUUUUAUGUACAAGACAAUUUGCGAUGUUAACAGCAUUUAAUAAUGUUUUUUCGAAUAUUGGUUAUUGUGCACUUGGUUUACUUUUUUUAAUUAUUGUUUAUCGAAGAGAUAUGGCAUAUGCUCGAUUUCUUGCAAAAUAUCCUGCAAUUGGAAAAGAAUAUGGUAUUCCACAACAUUUUGGUUUAUUUUAUGCAAUGGGUAUUGGAUUAUUUAUGGAAGGAGUUAUGAGUGCAUGUUAUCAUAUUUGUCCAUCAAAACAAAAUUUUCAAUUUGAUACAAGUUUUAUGUUUAUUGUAGCUGUUUUAAAUAUAAUCAAAAUUUAUCAAACAAGACAUCCAGAUAUAAAUCCACGUUCAGCUGGUUCAUUUUCAUUUCUAGCUGUUAUUAUUCUUGUCACUGUUAUUGGAGUUUAUUACGAUGAACAAUGGUUUUGGAUAACAUAUGCAGUUAUACAUAUUUUAUCUUGUUUAGCAUUUACAGGAAAAAUUUAUUAUAUGGGAAGAUUAAAAGUUACUUUUCGUGUACAUGUUCAUUUAUAUCAUCUUGUAAAAGAAAAUGGUAUUUUAUCUCGUCCACGUUAUUUAAAUCGUAUGAUGAUUUUAAUUCCAGCUAAUUGUAUAAACAUAGCAUUUGCACUUUAUGGUGCAAUUGUACAACCUGAAUCAUUUCCAAAUCAUCUUUUAUUUGUAUUUCUUGGUAAUUUAGCUAUUUAUUUAUUAUAUUAUAUUUUAAUGAAAAUAAUUCAUCGUGAACAUUUUACACGUUUUUCAAUUCUAUUUCUUCUAUUAGCAACAUUUUUUUGGUCAUCAUCAUUAUAUUUUUUCUAUCAAGAAGUUAAAAGUUAUGAAGUACAACCAGCUAUAUCACGUAUGCGUAAUCGUCCAUGUAUAUUAUUACAUACAUAUGAUGUACACGAUAUAUGGCAUUUAUUAUCAUCAUUUAGUUUAUUUUUUUCAUUUCUUACUUUAUUAACACUUGAUGAUGGUAUAAGAAGAAAAAGACGAAAAGAAUUAGCAGCUUUUUAA